Messenger RNA from Atta colombica, 1516 nucleotides. RefSeq names its product probable phosphoserine aminotransferase. The transcript is spliced from 8 exons. The coding region runs from base 297 to 1412 and encodes 371 amino acids. The record is from RefSeq and is a predicted model, not a curated record. Gene Ontology annotation, biological process: L-serine biosynthetic process. Lineage: Eukaryota; Metazoa; Arthropoda; Insecta; Hymenoptera; Formicidae. Gene Ontology annotation, cellular component: cytoplasm. Gene Ontology annotation, molecular function: O-phospho-L-serine:2-oxoglutarate transaminase activity; pyridoxal phosphate binding.
UUUUGUGUGAACUACAAGAUCUUGAAUGAGAAAACAAUUUUGAAACACUCUAUAUGUCGUCUGUCUAGUACAGUUGAAACAGCAAUAAAUUACUUCACAACUCAACACGUUUCGUGUCUCCUCAUAAGUUAUAUCUAUCUCGAAAAGAUUGUAAUAAAAAAUACAUAGAAGAAUCAGAUAGAAAAGACCUCCACGGAUCACAAAUCAACUUUGAUAACGAUUGCCGCUUGAUAUCACUUGUUUGUCUCUCCUCUACUUUUAUCUGUUUGUCACACGAGUCAACUGCAAAUAUAAUAAUGGCUGAUCAAAAUCAUGAAGGAGUAAUCAAUUUUGGCGCUGGUCCAGCUAAAUUACCACAUGAGGUUCUAAAAAAAGUGCAGAAGGAGUUGCUCGCAUAUGGAAACACGCAAAUCAGCAUUUUAGAGUUAAGUCAUCGAUCGAAUGACUUUAAAAAAGUUAUUGAUGAUGCGCAGGCUACUUUGCGAGACAUCCUCAAUAUUCCUGACAACUAUAAAAUCCUGUUCAUGCAAGGGGGCGGUACUGCCAUUUUUGCAGCUAUUCCUCUUAAUAUUAUGAAUACAGGAACUGCGGAUUAUUUAGUAACUGGCUCAUGGUCUGCAAAAGCGGCAAAAGAAGCAACGAAAUAUGGAAAAGUGAACAUGGUUUUGUCUAAUAUGACAAAAUACACAGAAAUUCCGCAUCCUUCCACAUGGAACUUAAACGCGAAUGCAUCAUAUGUUUAUUAUUGCGCUAAUGAAACUAUCCAUGGAAUUGAAUUUAAUUUUAUCCCGGAAAUAAAUGGCAUACCACUUGUUGCUGAUAUGUCAUCUAAUAUACUUACGAAACCUUUUGAGGUAUCUAAAUUUGCAGUAAUUUUUGCUGGUGCACAAAAAAAUAUUGGUCCUGCUGGUGUUACAUUAGUAAUCGUCCGAAAUGAUAUACUAGGUCGUGCUAUGGAUGUGUGUCCAACAGUGCUAAAUUUUACUAUUAUGGCGAAUGAUAAUUCUUUGCAUAAUACUCCUCCUGUUUUUCAAAUUUACGUGAUGGAUUUAGUAUUUGAAUGGAUCAAACAGAAUGGAGGAGUCGAAGGUAUGCAAAAUUCUGCCAGAAACAAGAGUAACAAAAUAUAUAAUGUGAUUGAUGGAUCAGAAGGAUUUUAUGUGUGUCCUGUAAAGUCAGAUGUACGUAGUAAAAUGAAUAUUCCAUUCAGAAUAAAAAAUGGUGACGAGGAAUUGGAAAAGAAGUUUCUUUUAGGUGCCACAGCUCGCGGUAUGCUGCAGUUAAAAGGUCACAGAUCAGUGGGUGGAAUACGCGCAUCUUUAUAUAAUGCAAUCACGGAAGAAGAAGCGGAAACAUUGGCCAACUAUAUGAAGUGGUUUUACGACAAACAUUGCAAAAAAGUUGAAAAAUAAUUGAAAAUUGACAAAAAUUUAAAAAUAUCUUGAACUUAUUAUUAAGAAGUGUUAUUUGUAUGCAUUUGCAUUGAAUUUUUAAAUAUAUUUUUCAUAUAUAAAGC